AUGCAUGUGCCUGUGAGGAGUCAUGAGAGAGCACAGCGUGUGCCCAGUGGGCAAGAUGCUGUUUCCACUUCAUCCUUAUCCUCAGGACAGGAUUCAGGCAUCAACAUGAAAUGUAUGCUCUUAACCUUGCUGAUGGUGACUGGUGUUGUGUCAUUUGUUAGUGAAGAGUUAGAUCAUCUUCCCUACUUAUUAUACCUGAGUUCCGGUUACAAGUCCUGUGUGGGGAUUCUGAUUGCCCCUCAGUGGGUGAUGACAGCAGCACACUGCUUCUUACCAGAUCUCCAGGUCAUCUUUCAUGGUGGUUCCCCAAAUUUUCUAAACUUUAAUGGGGAGAUUCUACCUUAUGAGAAGAUCAUCAUUGAUUCAAACUUCACUGUCACUUCUCCUAAAAUACCUCUCACUUUCUUCUCCACCGAGAUUUUUCAGUUACCUACUAACAAGAACAAUGAAGUUAAAGAUUGCUUGCUUAACACCUGGUUAGAGAAUAAAGACUUUCUUGGUGAGUGA
Messenger RNA from Manis pentadactyla (Chinese pangolin), 507 nucleotides. RefSeq names its product putative inactive serine protease 58. NCBI's taxonomy places the organism in Eukaryota, Metazoa, Chordata, Mammalia, Pholidota, Manidae. Gene Ontology annotation, molecular function: serine-type endopeptidase activity. Gene Ontology annotation, biological process: proteolysis. The record is from RefSeq and is a predicted model, not a curated record.